AUGGAGCAAGAAUUCGCGGAACUCAAGAAGCAGGUCGAAACGCUGCAGAAGGAGCUCAGCCGGGCCGAAGUCCGCAAAACCCACUUCAAGUAUGGCUACUAUCUCGACAAGUGUCUCUACAACGAGGUUGCCAACACCCAAAAGGUAGUUGAUAUGUUCUCCGACCACCCCGACGCCUACGUCGAGUUUCUCGGCGGCCGCUACCGCGGCAAAGCCGGCAUCGCCCGCCUCUACCAGGGCCGUUUCCAGCAAUCCUUUGUCAAGGGCCGCAACGGCCCAGUCGAAGGCUGGCUAUUGGACCACCUCAUGAUGCAAGAGAUUGUCGACGUCGACUCCACUGGGAAACACGCCUGGUGUCGGAUGCGUGCACUCAUGCAAGCUGGCACACAUGAGUCGAUUGAGGAGUAUUACCCCCGCGGGCAUCGUCAGUGGUGGGAGGGGGGUCUCUACGAGAACGAGUAUAUCAAAGAGGAUGGAGUGUGGAAGCUGUUUAGGUACCGGUACUUCCCCUUUUGGCAUGCGGAGCACGAGAAGGGGUGGAGCCACACGAAGAAAGAGUACAUCCCUUUUCCGACGUCCAAAUUUCCUGAGAACCCUGAUGGGCCGGAUGAGCUCGUCGAGCAGAGGAGCUUGUGGCCGGACACACGGGUGGUCCCCUUCCAUUACCCAAAUCCCGUAACUGGGAAAAGGGUAAAGCCUGAUGAUCUCAGGGCCCCACGGUAUGGGGAGCCGGUGGAGACGAGUGAGCCUGCGUUGGUGUUGGAUCUGCCGAAGGAUCAGAAGAGAGAGGGGGCGGAGAUGAGGGAACCCAAGGUGGGGGAGAAGGUCUUGCCUGAGCUGGUCCAAUUCAAGGCAGAAUAA
Messenger RNA from Podospora pseudocomata, 861 nucleotides. RefSeq lists its product as uncharacterized. The record is from RefSeq and is a predicted model, not a curated record. The transcript has 4 exons. Lineage: Eukaryota; Fungi; Ascomycota; Sordariomycetes; Sordariales; Podosporaceae. The coding region runs from base 1 to 861 and encodes 286 amino acids.